UACAGCUGCGGUGGCAGGUGGCUUGGACUCUGUUUUGCCGGAAAGUCGCGCAUCCCACAGAAGAACACAAAGCAUCACUCCGUCCCCCAUUGACUCUGCCCAAUGAGAAAAGAGAGGCAAGAGAGCUGUCAACGUUUUUUUUCAGCCUCUCACCCCUUGUCCCCCCACCCCGCAGUUUUACAGUUUCUUCAGUCCAGCGCUUCAGUUUAUCUCACUCACGGGCUGAUAACGGUAAGGGGCUAUUCUAUGAAAAAACACGCCGUUUGAGAAAAGACCCGGAGGAGUCCCUUUUUGUUCUUCGACUGAAGGAGCAAUACCUAAUAUUACCGAAUUCACAUUUCAUCCAAGUGGGGAGUAUUGUGUGUUUUUCUUUUUCUUUUUCUUCAUAGAAGAUGAAAUUUCAAUGAAGCGAAUUUGACUUCCAGUGCUCGCCCCCGUGGCUUGGAUUAUUUUAGCUCCAGUUCUGUCACAGCAAUUGCUGAAUUUUUAGGUGGAAUACAUUUGGCCAUGGCCUGGUGAAUUUGGCAUGGCCAUAUGUGAAAUUUAUACAUUAAACAAAUACCGCAGCAUCACAACCCUGGUGGAAAAAUUCACCUGAACAAGUAUGCGUGGUUUCAGCACUGCCCAGCUCUGAGAAAAAGUACUACUGGACUUUCUUUUGCAUUCCCAUCUGUCUACUUGGGGGGGAAAAAAACAAUGUUUGGUUUAAGCAAAGUUCAGGGUUCUUCCCGGAUUUACAGCAAACCCAGGGGUUCCACGGGAGCCCCAGGAUUAAGGCAUCUGUCCAGGACCGGGGCACCUUCUUCAGAGGGCUCAAAUGCCACCUCUAGGCUAUACGUUGCCUUUAUCAUACUCCUUCUCAUGCUAACCCCCAGAGUGGAUUCUUCAUGGUGGUACAUCGGUGCCCUGGGGGCGAGGGUCAUCUGCGACAACAUCCCCGGCCUGGUCAACAAGCAGAGGCAGCUGUGCCAGAAGCACCCGGACAUCAUGCAGUCCAUCGGCGAGGGAGCCAAGGAGUGGAUCAGGGAGUGCCAGCACCAGUUCCGCCACCACCGCUGGAACUGCAGCACGCUCGACCGCGACCACACCGUCUUCGGCCGGGUCAUGCUGCGCAGUAAGUGCAGCCGCGAAGCCGCGUUCGUGUACGCCAUCUCCUCAGCCGGAGUGGUCUAUGCCAUUACCAGGGCCUGCAGCCAGGGGGAGCUCAAGACGUGCAACUGCGACCCCCACAAGAGGGGCCGGGCCAGAGACGACAGGGGGGACUUCGACUGGGGCGGCUGCAGCGACAACAUCAACUACGGCAUCAAGUUCGCCAAGGCCUUUGUGGACGCCAAGGAGAAGACGGUCAAGGACGCGCGGGCGCUCAUGAACCUGCACAACAACCGCUGCGGGAGGAUGGCGGUGAAGCGCUUUAUGAAGCUGGAGUGUAAAUGUCAUGGGGUCAGUGGCUCCUGCACACUUAGGACUUGUUGGUUGGCCAUGUCCGACUUCAGGAAGACCGGAGACUACCUCCGCAAGAAGUACAACGGAGCCAUCGAGGUCACCAUGAACCAGGACGGCACAGGCUUCACAGUCAGCAACAAGGACUUCAGGAAGGCCACUAAGAACGAGCUGGUGUACUUUGAGAAUUCGCCUGAUUACUGCCUCAUGGACAAAGCUGCAGGUUCCUUGGGCACUGCCGGGCGCGUGUGCAACAAGUCGUCGCGCGGGACGGACAGCUGUGAGGUCAUGUGCUGUGGGCGGGGCUACGACACCACGCGCGUGAAGCGCGUCACCAAGUGCGAGUGCAAGUUCAAGUGGUGCUGCGCGGUGGAGUGCAAGGACUGCGAGGAGACGGUGGACAUCCACACCUGCAAGGCCCCCCCGCGCUCCGAACGGGGGCACCAGACCUGAGGGGCGGGCCCGGCCUUUGCCCCGCCCCUUCCUCAGGACUUCCUGUGGUCCAUGGCGUUCUGGGAUAUAGAGUCUAUCCCUCGUAUCCACUGAUCCCACCCUUCUCUCCGUUCCGUUGCAUGGCUUUUUAAUUUCACUGUCUCAGCAAAACAAAAAAAAGCACUAAAACUAAACUCAAUUUCCCAUGAGCACCUAGCACAAAAUGCUCAGUAAAUUUCCCCAUUACCUUUAUUUUGGAACAGGGCUGUAAGGCUGCUAUUGUUUGCUUUUAACUGUGAACCUGUUGUGUUGUUGUGUGUGUGUUUUUUUUGUUGAUGCUGAUGAUGGGAGGGGGGAGUAUUUCAUUUGAGUUUUUUGUGGGGAAAAAAGGUGUGCUGCUUUUAAUAUACUUUUCAGGACAUAUUUUCUAAAAUUACAGAAAACUCAUUUUGAGCAUUUACAGUCAUACAAUCUUUCUGUAUUCACGCCAUUUACAUUUUUGGGGGAGGAGAGGGACUGCUGAUUUGUGCACCAGAAAGUAUAACCAUGCCCUCUUUACCCGAUAAGUUUUGUCUGACGUUGAAACGUCACCUCCACUGGGCUCGACUCUUCUGGUCUGGUUGCGCGUGACUUUGGCAAGGCAUUGGCACUCAUAGGCAAAAGCAGUGGACUGAAGAAGCAGGAUUCUCCCUGACGGCUGGAGUGACACUCGGCAUUUGGACAUUGCUCUGAGCAAUCCCUGCCUUCUCCCCACUAAACUGAUAAUGUGGACGAUGAAUGGUUGUUUUAUUUAAAGCAAAGAAGAAAUAAAGAUGAACCUGCACUAUGGACAUUAGCUAAAGCAUGAGCAAACAUAAAUACAUUUAUACAUAUUUGUUUAUGAAUUAUGAGAAGAAAAUUACUGAUGUGGACUGCGGAGGCAGAAAGAGUGAAUCCGCCAAAAAAAAAGAGAAAAAAUCUUCCUCUCCACUUCAAGGGAUGACUUUGACAGGGAUUCCAGAGGUGGGAAUGACGCCAGUGGACUUCUCUGUUCUACAGCUUGCUUGUGUAUCUUGUGUAUACUGUUUCAUUAUUUUAAAAACAGAAGUUCAUAUAAAUAUAUGGUAUUAGUAUGUCAGAA
This is a messenger RNA of Anguilla rostrata (American eel), 2992 nucleotides long. RefSeq names its product protein Wnt-2b-A. Gene Ontology annotation, cellular component: extracellular region. Gene Ontology annotation, molecular function: cytokine activity; frizzled binding. The coding region runs from base 697 to 1893 and encodes 398 amino acids. The record is from RefSeq and is a predicted model, not a curated record. The transcript has 5 exons. Lineage: Eukaryota; Metazoa; Chordata; Actinopteri; Anguilliformes; Anguillidae. Gene Ontology annotation, biological process: cell fate commitment; neuron differentiation; canonical Wnt signaling pathway.